AUGUACGUCUUCCGUCGUGAGGGCAUUUUUCACAUCGACGGCUUGGCCUGCCACCAUUCGGCUUCCUAUCCCACCGGUUUCGUCGGUGUAGCAGAUAACGACGACGCACUGGAUAUAUUCGCAUCUUUUGUCGCUGGCUUUACCAUACAAGACACCGAGGAAGACAACGCUGUUCUAGCAGACUGGCGAAAGCUAUGUCGUGAUCUUGCCCGCUGUGAUGACGGCCAUCCCGAAACCCUUCUAUUCUCCGCACCCGAAGUCAUGCUGGCUUUCAAUCACCACGCAGACAAAGUGAAGGAACUGGAGAUGCGUGUGGGUCCGAUACUAGAAGAGAACCCGGUGAAGAACCAGCAAGCUCGUCUACAACGCCCCUCCGCUAUCGUCAGGCCAGAUAAUAUUGAGAAGGUGUAA
This is a messenger RNA of Alternaria incomplexa, 411 nucleotides long. RefSeq lists its product as uncharacterized. The record is from RefSeq and is a predicted model, not a curated record. The transcript is spliced from 2 exons. Bases 1 to 411 code for a protein of 136 amino acids. NCBI's taxonomy places the organism in Eukaryota, Fungi, Ascomycota, Dothideomycetes, Pleosporales, Pleosporaceae.